Puccinia triticina is the source of this 5856-nucleotide messenger RNA. RefSeq lists its product as uncharacterized. The record is from RefSeq and is a predicted model, not a curated record. The transcript is spliced from 5 exons. Gene Ontology annotation, cellular component: TSC1-TSC2 complex; cytoplasm; nucleus. Lineage: Eukaryota; Fungi; Basidiomycota; Pucciniomycetes; Pucciniales; Pucciniaceae. Gene Ontology annotation, biological process: positive regulation of GTPase activity; negative regulation of TOR signaling; regulation of small GTPase mediated signal transduction. Gene Ontology annotation, molecular function: GTPase activator activity. The coding region runs from base 1 to 5856 and encodes 1951 amino acids.
AUGGACUCCCUCGAGCGGAUCGCCGGCUGGCGAGCCAUCCACAGCCAACUCACCACCCUCCUCGGACACUCCCACCUCAUCGACAGCCUCUACCAGAUCACCAACCACGGCAAACUCAUCAGCGGCUGCACCGGCCUCAUCCAGCUGGUCGCAGACCUCUGCGCACGCUCGAUCGACCAUCUCCAAGCCAGCCUGCCCCUCCUGCGCGCAAACAACCUGCUGCUCAUCCCCACGCACACCCAGGCACCCUUCCUCAGACUGCCCGACCCUGCACCCCACUCCCAGAUCAUCCAGCACGCCGCCGGCCUGCUCACCCAGAUCAUCAAGUUCUCCUCCCCACAGCUCUCAACCGAACACGUCAAGCUCAUCAUCCACCUCUUCAUCAACCGCAUCGGCCUCAGAACCAGCUUCGAAGCCCACCUCACCAUCGUCCUCGACUACAUCGACACCCUCGUCACCUUCGGAUACGUCCCCACUCGCCCGCUCCUCAGCCAGGAACUCGAUGGUGCCGCACUGCUGAUCGACCUCGUCCGCUUCGUCGCUAGGAUCGUCGGCCUCCAGCCACUCCAGGCUACCGUCAAUGUCCUCAGGGCUCUCGAACCCAAGCAGCACUCCGAUCUCAUCGAUCUCUCAUCAUCUGACCUUACUAUCCCAUUGCAACUCGUAGUCGAAGCUACCACCCCUCUAGACCCUGCCAUCAUCCAACAGGCCAAGGCGUGCAUGAAGGACUUGAUCCGAUCACCAGCCAACCAAGCCAUCAAGUCACUCCUCUCCACCCUGACGGCAGACGACCCCAGGAUCGACGAAUGCUCAAAGGUCGGCGCCAUCCGCUGUCUCAGGUAUGCCUUCGAAGACUACGACCAGAUCUACAAGCAGGCCAGGCCAGCAGCAGCCAGCUCGGCCGAAGAAGAAGCAAGCGGGGUAGCCACCAGCCUCACCCUGCUCGGCCUAGGCCUCCUGCUCGUCAAGGAGCCUCUCGAGCACAUCCUCUCAUCCCCCAGCCGAACCAGUCUGGCCAUCGAUCACGAGAUCCUCAUGCUCAUCUACGAUCGUCUCUACUUUCGUCUACAGCCCAACAAGACUUCGAUCAUCGCCAACCUGAUGAAGGAAGACGACCUCGACUGCUGUCUAGAGCUCAUGCUACUCUUCUCCAAAGAACGUCUCCCGCAUUGGAUCAAUGAUUCUGAAUGGUCUUUGGACUUCGAUCUAGAUGACAGCAUUCUUCCAUCUCCCCAGGAUCAGCUCAAAGACACACAAGGAACUAAUCAGUCUCCCCUGGUACCCUUCGGAAAGAUAUUCACACUGCUCUUUAUCCGACGCGCAGAAGAGACUCGCUGUGCUGCUGCUGAUGGUGCUCAAGACAAACUGUUGGAAUUGAUGAGCUGGAAUCUGAUCACCAUCGACAAGUACUACAGCCUUUCGAUCAUCCUCUCCCGAUACCUCUCCACCCCACUCAAGCUAUCCCUGAUCGAUCAAAUCCAAUCCGAUCAAGUCUGUUCACCCGAAAAUCCAUCUUGGCUCUCCAACCUCGUCCUCCUUCUCGACGGUUUCUUUGAAUUCGAUGUGGAUCGCACCACCCUCACCAAUAAUAACAAUAAUAAUAAUAAUAAUAACAUUAACAAAUCGACUGUCAAAUCAUCAGCUCCAUCAGGCUCUUCCUCACCUGCUGACUCUCAAGUCCGACUGCUUCGGUUGAUCCAUGAGAUCUUUAUGGAAAUCAGGGACCUGGAAGAGUGGAGAGAAGAACUCUUACAAGAGGUCGUCAUCCCCACGCUCAGCCGGUUUCUUUUACUGCCGGACCUUCGCUCCUGCGACAAUCCAGUUCUGAUCGACUUGGUCAUGGAUCUCAUCAGAGAGGUCACUCACAACGAACUCGUCAACGAGCUUCUCUCUAAUCAAGACCAAACAGUCGGCGAACAGGAAAGCCACCAAGAUCCCACCGGCAACAAGUCGUUAGAUACCUACGACCGGCUUCGCAAGUUACUCAUGACAACGGCCAAGAUGGGCCAGCUGAUCGAUAUUGAGGACAUCACCCAACUCACCCAAUCAACAAGAAGCACUCAGCAGUCUGAUCUUGAUUCAAUUCCGCCGGCCCAGAACGAAGCAAUCCCCAAUCUAAGUCUCCCCAGCACCCCCUUCAGCACCCCUUCAUCUCUGCCACUCAAAGCUUCAACCACUACCAGCACAACAAUCUCUAACACCAUCUUCAGCCCUCAUCGUCUCUCAUCUAAUAACAACGAACAAGCUUCUCAGCGUUGCGAUCCGGUCUUCGCCAAGCGGCAGCAUGAUCUUAGCUACAAGGCUGUCGUCACCUUGAUCAGAAUGCUGACCGACAGUCUCAAGAUCUCGACCGGCUACUCCAACGCCAAAUGUGUUUCGAUCUUUGUCGAUCUAAUCGGCCUGCUUCGACCGGCAAACGGGCUCAUCAAUUCUUCUUCAAAUCCACACAGCCAUCAAGCUCAAUCCGGGCUUCCUCAUUCAUUCAGCUUGGGUGAUUUGGACCAUGAUCUCCAACGUAAGGCCGAUGAAUCUCAGAUCGAUAAUCGCGCCCGUCUAGCAAUCUUGAAAUGCUUGCUGAGGUUAAGAGCCGACGAGGAACAUCGCAUCCAGUUCGUCAGAGACUUGGAAAUCGAAGGAUUGGCUCAAAUCAUUGGCAGGGUCAUUGAUCCAUCCCGAUCAGAUGCAUCUGCGCUUCCUUCUCCUGAUAAAAAGGCGUGUGUCAGCCCUGCAACUUCUAAGCCACGCGCUGCACCUACCUUUUUUCGUGAGAAUUGUGAACCUGGAGCGACCAACAUGGGAAAGAGGUCGGCCUCGAUGACCACCAAUGCAACGGCUACGAUCGGAACGACUGAGCCUUUGGACGAAGGCAAGCCACUCUGGACCGUUCCAGACAACUUGAAUGAGUUUGGAUGGGAGCCCAAGAUUGAAACCCAGUCAACUCACUGCCUGGUCACGUACGACCACAUCGUCCGCAAAGAUUGGGAUCCCUCUCAGGAUCACCUCUCGGUCAAGAACAACAGUCCCAGUACCUGUCAUCACGUCGUUCGGCACAUGACCAUCCUGCCGAUCCCCGACUACCUGGCAGUCUUGAUCGCCAUCCUGCGCUACGAAGUGGAUUGGGAACUGGUCUCUUAUGUACUCUGCCACCUGCCUGGCCAGCUCAGUAAUAAACAUUUCACUUGCGAGCCCCGCGCCUCACAGCAGAUCCAUCAAUUACGCCGGUUUCUCUGCAGCGGAAUCAAAACUGAUACCCUGCUCCACCAAGUCCGCUUCCCGCCGCGUCAGAGGGUCAAGUUGACCGAUGCACAUGCGAUCUCCUACCAAACCCUUUCCACCUUGAUCGCAUACAAGGCGCUUUUUGACAAAUCGCAAGCGGAUGAGAUGGUCGGCGCGUUCGUCAAAGGGCUGAGCAAGUACAAAGAUACCGCCAAGGCCUGCAUCCAUGCACUCUCUCUAGCCUGCCAUGAGCUACAACCUUCCAUCACUAAAUUCCUUCCCGAGAUCCUGCGUGGGUUGACGAAAAUCGUCUCCUCAGCCUUCGUCUCGGUCCACAUUCUAGAGCUACUGGGCUUUCUGGGUCAGAUCCCUUCGCUCUAUGCAAAUCUCACAGAGGAAGAGUUUAAGAUGAUCUUCGGUAUAUCCUUACAAUACAUCACCACCCAUAAUCAACUCCAGCAGCUAGAGGAGUCCCGAUCUGCACACGCAUCCGCCAACCACCACACACCCCCAAGGGCUGCUGGGAUCUCGACAUCAGAAAUCUCGCUCGCCGAGGACGUCGAGUUGGCAUUCCAGCAAUACGUCUAUUUCAUGGCAUUCUACAUCAUUGCGCUCUGGUUCGUCUCACUCAAGCUUCCGGAACGCAAGAAGUAUGUCACCUUCAUCACCCGCAAGCUCGUCCAAGCGUGUGAGGGCAAGCAGGGCCUUGACGAGCCUACAGAAGUGUGCUUUGAUAUGCUGAAUCGGUACACCUAUUCGAAUGCCGAGCCGAAACCAAGGAUGAAGCAGUCCAAAUUCAAUCAGAUCAUCAACUCAUCCCUGGGCAAGUCGGUCCGGACGACCAGCUGGAUCAUCGGCAACUCGAUCCUGACCAUCAAAUGUCUCAGUCGGCCUGGCUGGACGGAGGUCUGUGUGAAGCGACCGAGUGGAAUGGUCAAGAUGAUCUGGGAAUUGGAGAACCUCAGCGGCGACUAUGGCGCCUCGGAGCAAGACGUCUUGGAGAUGGUGAUCCGACACCGGGACACGCUGAACUCGGCUGCUCCGGAAGAUGAUGGCUUGGGAGAUGAAACGGCUGAUGCUCAGCAGCAACAGAAGGCUGAAAAGCCUCCUGGUGAUCGAUCCCCGCACCAGCCCCGGGGAGAAGUCAGUUUGGAGUCGGUCCUCGAGCAGUCUGAAGAAAUCACUCGGACGACAGGCAUCGAGCCUAACUACACCAACCUGUCGGUUGAGCCUAGCUUCUUUGCCCUUCAACUGUUCCCGUUCGGAGAUCUUGGAAGCCCGACGCUUGAAGAUUCGCCCUCGAAUUUCAGGCCACUCAAGGUGCCCGACCAGCCGAUCUUUCAGCGGGCGGUCGAGAUGAUCGACUACCUGCCCGUCGUGGAUUUCCACAAGAUCGGGGUGAUCUAUGUGGGCCCGGGCCAGACGACGGAGGAGGAGAUCUUGGGGAACCGGGAAGGCUCGAAGGCGUACAUCAACUUCCUGAGCUCGCUCGGCCAGCUGGUGCGGUUGAAGGGGUGCGAACAUUAUAACACGGGAGGACUGGACUCGAAGAACGACUCUAAUGGGAAGUUUGCGUACAUGUGGGGCGACGACAUCACGCAGAUCUGCUUCCAUAUCGCCACGCUGAUGCCGACGAGUCGCGACGAACAGCCCUCGGGCCCGGACCCGAUCAUGGCCAAGAAGGCGUUGAUCGGCAACGACUUUGUGGUCAUCGUCUUCAACGAUUCCGGCCAGGAGUACCGCUUCGACUGUCUGAAGUCCCAAUUCAACUUCAUCAACAUCAUCAUCGAGCCCAACACGCCCAUCAACUCCACCCUCAACUUGCAUGCCGGAGUCCAGCAGGAACUCAAGUUCUUCAAGAUCAGUCUUCAGCGCAAGAAAGGCUUGCCCAAGAUCGGCCCGAUCGCCGAGAACUUCAAGAUGAUCUCGAGCUCUUGUCUCUCCGACUUCGUCCGCCGUCUCUCGCUGCAUUGCAACACUUUCUCGCAGGUCUAUCUCGCCUGUGUCGGCACCGACCACCGCUCCCCGGCCCCGGCCCCGUCGGCGUCGGCGCAGCAGACGCAGGACGACCAUCCCAAUCCGCUCAGACUCCAUCUCCAUCCCGGCCGGAGGAAGCUCGAGUUCGUCAGUAACUGGCGGGCCCGGCUGCGCGAGAUCAAGCGGCUGAAGGAGCGCAUCGCCAAGCUCGUCCCCGCUCCCGCACCCUCCGCCGCUCCCGACGACCCCGGCGGCAAGAUCCCGCUCGUCGUGCCCCCGCCAUCGACAUCGAUAACAACGAACUCGACGACGACGACGACUGUUGGGUCUUCGUCUUCAUCGACGACUGGCCCAGCCUCGACUCUCUCGACGCCGGCGCCCGCCCCGCUGCCGCUCCUCGACCCGCUCCCGCCCUCCCAUCCCUCCACAUCGCCCGCUCCUCUCGCCGCAACCUCGAACACCACGCCCGCCUCGCUCGCCCCUCUCCCUGCUGCCUCCUCCUCAUCUCCCUCGUCGGCCGCCAGCACGCCCGGCCCUCCUAAUCCUGCAUCCACUUCGACACCCACUAUGUCGGCGACCACGACGACGAGGAGACUCUCGAGUAUGAUGUUCGACGUCGACUUGUUGGCCCAGAACCUCGACUUCAGCUCCUGGACCGACUAG